This is a messenger RNA of Mangifera indica (mango), 968 nucleotides long. RefSeq names its product RNA-binding protein pno1-like. Lineage: Eukaryota; Viridiplantae; Streptophyta; Magnoliopsida; Sapindales; Anacardiaceae. The coding region runs from base 200 to 847 and encodes 215 amino acids. Gene Ontology annotation, molecular function: RNA binding. The transcript is spliced from 2 exons. The record is from RefSeq and is a predicted model, not a curated record. Gene Ontology annotation, cellular component: nucleolus.
AAUAGCAUCGACAGUUACCCAUACUUCCAAGCCUGCGCCCCCCCCCCCCCCUCCCCCUCUCUUUCGGCUUUACUUCUCUCGAGCCUCACACUGCGCCGUCGUCGGUAGCCGACAUCGAUCGGAGUAGCAAAUUCGUUUCAGAAAUUUAAGGGGAAGAACUUGCUUUUGCACAACACAGUCCAGAGAAAUCCCGAUUCCCAUGGAAGUUGAAACAGUUUCUACUCAAACCCCAAAGGACUCUGGCUAUUUGCCACCGAAGCCACAGUUUGAGCCUUUGAAGGCACAUGAGAUGUCUGAUGGUCGAGUGCAGUUUCGGAAGGUCUCUGUCCCACCUCAUAGGUAUUCACCUCUUAAGAAAGUAUGGAUGGACAUCUACACUCCAGUAUAUGAGCAGAUGAAGAUUGACAUCCGUAUGAAUCUCAAGGCUCGUAGAGUUGAAUUGAAGACUAGACAUGACACACCAGACAUAAGUAACCUACAGAAGUGUGCAGAUUUUGUGCAUGCAUUCAUGCUAGGUUUUGAUGUAAUAGAUGCUAUUGCCCUUUUGCGUAUUGAUGAGCUGUAUGUGGAAUCUUUUGAGAUCAAGGAUGUCAAAACACUUCGUGGUGAGCAUUUGUCCCGUGCCAUCGGAAGGCUGUCUGGUAAAGGUGGCAAAACAAAGUUUACCAUUGAAAAUACCACAAAGACAAGGAUUGUGAUUGCAGACACAAAAAUUCACAUACUUGGAUCUUUUGCCAGCAUCAAAAUUGCAAGGGAUUCACUUUGCAGCCUCAUUUUAGGGUCACCUGCUGGAAAAGUGUAUUCAAAACUUAGAGCAGUUAGUGCUAGAUUGGCAGAGAGGUUUUGAUCAUUCUUAUAUCUGUCGUCUUUAAUAUAUUUCCCUGAUUCAUGGAUUGUUGGAUGUUCUGUAAGAUUGGAUAUUAUGAGUAUAACCAUAUAAAGUAGCGGCUAGAAUUUUGUCUGUCAAA